AUGGAUCCCGCCAAAACGCAUCCACUCACUGUCUUCCACGUGGUGGCAAUGCCCUAUCCCGGUCGAGGCAACAUCAACCCCAUGAUGAACCUCUGCAAGCUCCUAGCUUUACGAAGGCCCCAACACAUUCUCGUCACCUUCGUGGUCACCGAAGAGUGGCUCGGCUUCAUCGGCUCAGACCCUAAGCCGUCUAACAUACGCUUCGCCACCGUACCCAACGUCAUACCUUCCGAGCUGGGUCGUGCCAAAGACUUUCCCGGCUUUUUGGAAGCCGUAAGCACGAAGAUGGAAGCGCCCUUUGAGGAUCUCCUGGACCGGCUUGAACUGCCGGUGACAGCCAUCCUGGCUGACACUUAUGUGUUUUGGGCUAUCGGAGUUGGGAACCGGAGGAAUAUUCCGGUGGCAUCGCUGUGGCCCAUGUCGGCGACGGUGUUCUCUGUGUUGCACCACUUUGAACUCCUCGUGCAGCAUGGCCAUUUCGCGAAGGAAGUAGUAGUUGCUUCAAAACUUGAAAUGAAGAAGAUUAUGAAGGCCUUUGGCCUCUUCUUGAGUCCUAUUUAA
This is a messenger RNA of Corylus avellana, 561 nucleotides long. NCBI's taxonomy places the organism in Eukaryota, Viridiplantae, Streptophyta, Magnoliopsida, Fagales, Betulaceae. The record is from RefSeq and is a predicted model, not a curated record.